UCGAGCAUCGCUUCUCAGUGCGGAGCAGACGAGAAGUCGAGACGGACGCAUGCCGAUCUCUGCUGCACCCAUGCAUCUGUUGCUGCUGGCCGCGGCGGGAUGCUGCUUGCAAGGUGCUUGGUCCUUGCGUAUGAAAGCCUUGCAGGUCCCCGAGUCUAUAGUGGUGGGGGAGGUGGCCCGGCUAGUGUGCGUAUUCGACGAGGAACAAGACGAUCUCUACUCUGUCAAGUGGUAUAAGGAUGACGUCGAGUUCUUUCGAUUCCUGCCCAAUGACCGGCCCGCCAAUCAGUUCUUCGAAAUCGGAGACGUCGAAGUAGAUAUGAGCCGGUCUUCGAACGGAACCGUGUACCUCCAAAACACAAAUCUGAACGCAGAAGGAACGUACAGGUGCGAAGUUUCAGCCGACGCCCCUUCCUUCCGGUCCAUAUCUUCCGAAAAAUUCAUGUCCGUAGAAGAACGAGCUCCAGUCACAGCUCACUCUGCUCAACUGAACCUGUGGCCCACGAGGACGCUUGUGUCGAUGGCCUUCCUCCUCCUCUGCCACUAAGUUUGGUCUCGGGACUCC
Molecule: messenger RNA, 565 nt
Organism: Uloborus diversus
Lineage: Eukaryota; Metazoa; Arthropoda; Arachnida; Araneae; Uloboridae
Exons: 4
Coding region: 50-547 (165 amino acids)
Source: RefSeq, a predicted model, not a curated record